Messenger RNA from Adineta ricciae, 993 nucleotides. The record is from the annotation of a GenBank genome assembly. Lineage: Eukaryota; Metazoa; Rotifera; Eurotatoria; Adinetida; Adinetidae.
AUGAAGUUGCUAUUGAUUAUCUUGUGUGUUGUUUUUUUCAAGGGAAAUUGUUUUACAAUUUUGAAUAAUCAAUUAGAUGAGUCUUGGUCUUUGUUUAAACGUGUCUUUGACAAAGAAUAUUCAUCCAAUCAAGAUGAAAUCAAUCGUCGACAAAUUUGGGAAGAAAAUUUAUCAAUGAUUCGCAAACACAAUCUGGAAGCUGAUAUGGGAAUGCAUAGUUAUACACUUGGAAUGAAUCGAUUUGGCGAUAUGACAAAUGAAGAAUUUCGAAAACAAAUGAAUGGAUUUCAGAUGAAACUCAAAACUUCAAUUAAUCAUCAGACAUUUGAAACUGCAUCGAAUUUUGUUCUACCGGAUUCAGUUGACUGGCGUUCAAAAGGUUAUGUUACACCAGUCAAAGAUCAAGGACAAUGUGGUUCAUGUUGGGCAUUUUCAACAACAGGAGUUUUAGAAGGACAACAUUUUGCAAAGACAUCCAAACUUGUUUCACUUUCUGAACAAAAUCUUGUUGAUUGUUCAGUCAAUUUAGGUUGUCAUGGAGGAAUUAUGGAAAUCGCUUAUCUUUAUAUCAAAUCGAAUGGUGGCAUUGAUACGGAGUCGACUUAUCCUUAUGAAGCUGAACGACAUCAUUGUCGAUUUGAUCCAAAUAAUAUUGGUGCAACAGAUACAGGUUUUGUUCAAAUCAAAUUAGGAAAUGAAACAGAUCUCCAAGCAGCCAUUGCCACAAUUGGUCCCAUAUCAGUUGCAAUUGAUGCAUCACUUAAGUCAUUUCAAUUCUAUUCAUCUGGUGUUUAUGAUGAACCACAUUGUUCACCAUAUUUACUUGAUCAUGGUGUUUUAGCUGUUGGUUAUGGAAGUUUGAAUUCAAAAGAUUAUUAUCUUGUCAAGAAUUCUUGGGGAACCAAUUGGGGCCAACAAGGUUACAUUCUAAUGAGUAGAAAUAAACACAAUCAAUGUGGAAUUGCAACUUCUGCAAGUUAUCCGCUUGUGUGA